AAGGCCCCUCUCUACUCGCGUAGUCUUACUAAAUAUGCCUUAAAGCUAAAGGCUAGAGGGCAUAAAGACCGAAAUAUUACACCGAUAGCUAGCCGUUAUCUUAGAGCACGUAGCGCUAAUAGCCCCUUAGAUACUUCUUAUUAUUCCGACUUAGAAGAUAUAGACUUUUCUACCGACCCUAGUGUAUUAUUUAGCUCCGAGGCGACUUAUAUUCUCGGCCCCGAGUUUCAAAUAACAUUCCCGGGUUAUUAUACCGGUCGGGUAACUUACAUCCACGUUCUUACUCACCCGGCUAGCGAGACUAAGGUUCUUCUAAAUAGUACUAUCUCGGGUCUAUAUAAGACGCACUCUUCCUAUAUUAGUUAG
Molecule: messenger RNA, 366 nt
Organism: Penicillium paradoxum
Lineage: Eukaryota; Fungi; Ascomycota; Eurotiomycetes; Eurotiales; Aspergillaceae
Product: Intradiol ring-cleavage dioxygenase core
Exons: 4
Source: RefSeq, a predicted model, not a curated record